This is a messenger RNA of Stylonychia lemnae, 1461 nucleotides long. NCBI's taxonomy places the organism in Eukaryota, Ciliophora, Spirotrichea, Sporadotrichida, Oxytrichidae. The record is from the annotation of a GenBank genome assembly.
AUGAGGGACUCAAAGUACUCUAACUACAGAAAUACCAAUAAUCUUUCCAAAACCAGCACCUAUGGUUUCGGCUAAUACAAUCAAAGUUUCAAUUUGCAAAAAAGUGUCAGUAAAAAUCCGACAAAUCUAAAGCAAUCCAUGUAAAUAAAUGGAUAUCAGUAUCAGAAACCUUCACAAUAGAUCAGAAAUGGGAUUUCCCAAAACCUUAAAAAUCAGCAUGAAUCAAAGACUCUCAGUGAUAAGGAGGAAUGUGGAGGGCUUUUAUCUAGUUCAAGGAGUUUAUUCCAACUUGAAACCACUGACAAAGAGAACUCACAUAAUCCAAAUAGCAAUCCCAAGCUAUUUAGCAGUGAUCAGAAGCAACUGCCUUAGCAGCAAGUGUUUGAUGGAGUUUUCAAUUUAAUUGGUGAUGGAGGGGUCAGCUGCUUCGGUGACGUCCUUUCCUCGUCUGAUUUAUCUGCUACCACAUCAGUCAGCAGAUCAAUAAGUAAAUGUGACAUAGCCAACUUAGAGAAUAAGAUCAAAUAACUUGAGAAUCAAAUCACUAGCAUCAAAGAUAAACAUUAAGCUUUCGCUUAAUAGACAUAGGAGGAAUAGCUCACCAAGAAAUCUUCGCAAGAGUAGGAUAGAGUCUCCAUGAUUAAUAAUGAAGAGAUCGAGAUAGUUUAGCAUAAUAAAGGAAAGGAUGAACCUUUUCAAUGCAUAAAAAGGCAGUUAAAUUUUGAGAGUGAAGAUCCAUUCAACAAGAGGCAGGCAUAAAAUCAAAGAUUUUCAAUUCUCUCUGCACCCACUGAUAUCAAUAAUCAAAGAACCACAAAGUCCAGAAACUAAGUAAAAUUCUACGAUCUCGAGCUACCUCAGUCUAAGACAACUUCAAAUUGCUAUUAAGGAGUGAAAAAAUCUAACGAUGCAAAACUAGUCUAUGGAACAAUGUCAGAGAAUCCAUUCAUAAGCAAGUAAGUGAGUACUUUAGACAAUAGAACAAGCAAUCCCGGGACAAGUGCUAUUGAUCAGCUUGACAAUGUUUUAGUCCAGAUGUUUGAUUUUAUGAGUUUAAAUGUGGAACCUCUAAUCGAAGACACCUAACAUAAGCAGACGCUUAAAAGCUACGAAACUUUGACUAAAAACUUAGUAAAGUCCAUUAAGUUAGAGGGUCAGAAUUUUCAUAGAACUAAUCCAAGUGAAAGAUAUAGCAUAAACACAGCCAUAUCCUCAAAUCCUUUCUAAUAAAUCAGCGAGAGAGCAGACUGUGAUUACAUUGAAAGCUAUGGAAUCUUUAGGAAUAGUGCUAGCAAUAUGCAAGCAAGAGGAUAUGAUUACUAGUAGGAUUUCGAUGAUGAGUCUAAAAGGAAAUCAGUUAUCAAUCUACUUGAGAGCCAGUCGAGGCUAAAAAAGAAAAGACUUGCCAAGUUUGCGAAUAAGUCGGCGAUACACUCUUACAAAAGAGCUUAAGUAAUUUGA